This is a messenger RNA of Haliaeetus leucocephalus (bald eagle), 2067 nucleotides long. RefSeq names its product major facilitator superfamily domain containing 6-like (gene MFSD6L). The record is from RefSeq and is a predicted model, not a curated record. Lineage: Eukaryota; Metazoa; Chordata; Aves; Accipitriformes; Accipitridae. The transcript has 4 exons. Gene Ontology annotation, molecular function: transmembrane transporter activity. Gene Ontology annotation, cellular component: membrane. The coding region runs from base 1 to 2067 and encodes 688 amino acids.
AUGGACAUCCCACGGGCAUCCGUGUCCUACCCCAUGGCGGCCUGGGCCUCGAUCUUACCCAUGAAAACCCUCCCGGCGUCGUGCACCAGGUGCGUGGCCGCCUCGCCGCAGUGGGACGUCGGCCGGGCCCUGGCCCUCUCCGGCCUCUUCCGUCUCCUGCAGGGCGCGGGCAAGGCCUGCGCGGCCCCGUUCCUCACGCUGUACCUCCGGCACCUGGGGCUGCCGGCCCCGCUGGUGGGCGUCGUGGCCGGAGCCAAGCACCUGGCGGCAGCUCUCUGGGCUCCCCUCUGCUCCCGCUGCCCCAAGGGCCGCAGGAAGCGGCGGCUUUUGGUUGCCGGCUCCUUGCUGGGCUCGGCGGGGGCCAGCCUGCUGCUCACCCUCAUCCCGCCCGCCGGCGGGGACGCGGGGUACAAGUACUGUAACGCCAGCCAGCAGCCGGAUGACCGAGGGGCUGCCACCACGGCAGCCGGUCCGGGCACGAGCAGCUACGUUGUUCUAAGCACGAGUGCUAUUACGAAUGCAAAAGCUGUGUCAAAAGAAACGACGAAAACAACCGCUGACGUUUUGAUGGCGAGCAGAAAGCCAACGCUAACCAGUUCGGCCUUCCAGGGAUUAUUUGGCCUGACAGAUAGGCUUGAGAAAAAAGGCAGAGGGGUUGGUGAAGGUGAUGCAAAGACGAAUGGCUACUUGGUUGGUCCCUCCAUCUGGACAACUUCUGUGAAAGCAGUUAACUGGGAGACACGAGAGCCAGAAAUGCUGUCUUCCUACGGACCUCCCUUACAUGGACUCGAGAAGGAAAUGAGCAGUCUGGGUCCUGCUGCAGUAGAUCCUGCUGAUAAUGCUGAAGAAAGCCCUUACGCUAUUGAAAGUAAUGAGCUCUCUUUGUUUAAAACAACUCUUCCUACUGUUGGAGAUGCUUACGUGUCUGGAAACGUUUCAGACCACCGGAAAGACACUCAAGAUUUCAGUUUCAAGGCAGUGCAAAACAUCUUUCAGGACAGAGAGCAUCAGAUUUUUUUUAUGGUACUGGGUGCUGUCGUGCUUUGGGAGCUGUUGGCUACUUCUCUGGAAUGGACAGUGGAUGAGAGUCUCUAUGAAUUUCUCGACUUCGUUGAUGCAACUGAUAGGUAUGGCAAGCUGUGGAUUUGGAAUUACCUGGGUGCAUCUGUAGGUGCCUGCAGCAUUGCCGUAUUCGUGGAUCAACUGAAUUGCUUCCUCAGCAGUACAGUCACCCGCCUUGCUGUCCAUUUUUAUGGCUAUGCUCUCCUGAUAACGCUGUCAUUGCUUGUCAGUGUCUUCUUUCCCAUCCACAUUCCCAAGAAAACUGACCGUGUUAACAAAACCACCAAAGCCCUGGCCCUACUGUGGAGCGACGGCCGAGCAAUCCUGUACACCAUCACUGUCUUCUUCACUGGCAUGGCUGGGUCUGCAGUGCACAACUUUCUUUUCUGGCAGAUGCAGGACCAAGGCAGCACUGAGCUGUACAUGGGGCUCUCUGUGGCUGUCGGGCUACUUGCUGAAAUUUUGCUUUAUUUCUUCAAAGGGAAGUUGCUGAGGACUUUCUCGAGCAGCAAAAUUGUUGCAGUCAGCCUAAGCCUCCUGGCAGUACAGCUUCUGUGCUAUUCCUUCUUGUGGACUGCAUGGUCAGUUCUCCUUAUCCAGAUUUUAUCUGCCUUCAGUAGUGGUGCUUUGUGGUGGGUGGUGAACAUGAUGGUGGAUGACAUAGCCACUCCGGGCAUGGAGAGGUCCCUGCAUGCUGUUCUCCAGGGCCUCUGCUACGGUGGAGGAGCAAGCUUGGGCAGUUUUGCAGGAGGAUUUGUUGUGAAGCACUUUGGCCUGGCAGUUCUGUACAGGGCGUGCUGCGUGUGCCUGGUGCUGUGGCUCUUCUUGUUCUUAAUUGUCCAAUCUAAAUUGCCGCAGCAGAAAAAAAUUAAUUAUUCUCGUCUCCUGGCUGCCGAUUCCAGUGAUAUGAGUGACUCGGACGAGAAUGAAAGGGACUGGCUGGUAAAAGCUAUGAAGGAUGAAAGCUUUAAUAGGAAUUGGUCACAACAGCAUGGGAUCAACUAA